AUAUACACACGUAUUUAAACCAAUAAUUCUAACGAAUUUGUCAGUGUUGGGUAGCUCAGUGGGUUGGGUUGGGUUAGGGCUGGUCUUACUUUCAUCACGACCAGAUAACGAAUCUUUGUUCAAAUCGCAUAAAUUUACUUACUAUCGAUUCCUCCCAACUCUACACGGAUCGAAAAUUGGGAGCUGCAGAAUUUGAGAUUAAGGUUUAAGGUCAAGCUAAGCUCUGAUUCUGGCGCCAAACUCAGCUCAGCUGGCUUGAUUGGAACUAGGGUUUCAGGAGAACUACGAUUCGACCAAGCCAUUUGGUAGAAAGCUUAUUCUCUGCGUGUGUGUGUUGGUUUGUGAUUGGAUGGAUAUGUUUCGAGAGAACUGGAGGAAUCUCGAGCAUCUUUGAUAAUUUCGCUGAAUUGGGAUGAAUUCGGAUAUGGAUUAGCCAACGUUUUGGGUCUGAUUUUUCUGGUUUUUAUUUCUUUCGCGGGAACAUAACUGGAAAAAUUCAAAGUCGAAGGUAAUUCAACUAGAUCGGACACAAGAAAUUCACUUACUCUUAAAAGGAAUGGCAACUCCUGUGGAGCCUCCAAAUGGGAUUAGAACCCCAGGAAAGCAUUACUACUCCAUGUGGCAAACCUUGUUUGAACUUGACACAAAGUAUGUGCCCAUCAAGCCAAUUGGUCGGGGAGCUUACGGUAUCGUUUGCUCUUCUGUUAAUAGAGAAACCAAUGAGAAGGUUGCAAUUAAGAAAAUACACAAUGCCUUUGAUAACCGAAUUGAUGCACUGAGAACUUUGCGAGAGUUGAAGCUGCUUCGUCAUCUUCGGCACGAAAAUGUGAUUGCUUUGAAAGAUGUCAUGAUGCCUAUCCAUAGGAAAAGUUUCAAGGAUGUCUAUCUGGUUUAUGAACUCAUGGAUACAGAUCUGCAUCAGAUUAUUAAAUCUUCUCAAGCACUUAGUAAUGACCACUGCCAGUAUUUCCUUUUUCAGUUGCUCCGAGGCCUCAGGUAUCUCCAUUCUGCAAACAUCCUCCAUCGUGACUUGAAACCUGGAAACCUUCUCAUCAAUGCAAAUUGUGAUUUAAAAAUUUGUGAUUUUGGCCUAGCACGUACUAGCAAUGGAAAAAACCAGUUCAUGACUGAGUAUGUUGUCACCCGCUGGUACCGAGCUCCUGAGCUGCUUCUCUGCUGUGACAACUAUGAUACAUCUAUUGAUGUGUGGUCAGUUGGAUGCAUCUUUGCCGAGCUUCUAGGCCGGAAGCCUAUCUUCCCAGGUUCUGAGUGUCUCAACCAGCUGAAACUGAUCAUAAACAUACUUGGGAAUCAGAGGGAGGAGGAGUUUGAAUUUAUAGACAAUCCAAAAGCAAAGAGAUUCAUUAGAUCAAUUCCUUAUUCCCCUGGAACUCCCUUUUCCCGCCUGUACCCCAAUGCUCAUCCUUUGGCAAUUGAUCUGCUGCAAAAGAUGCUUGUUUUUGAUCCGUCAAAGCGGAUCAGUGUUACUGAGGCACUCCAACACCCUUAUAUGUCCCCACUGUACGAUCCUAGUGCAAACCCUUUGGCCGAGGUUCCAAUCGAUCUUGACAUAGAUGAAGAUUUGGGAGAAGACAUGAUAAGGGAGAUGAUGUGGAAAGAAAUGCUCCAUUACCAUCCUGAAUCUGUUACUGCUAGCGCUGAGCUGUGUUCUUAGUCUUAUUAGCCAUGGAGAGGCCUUGGAUAGAAAACUCUAUUAUGAAAGUGAAAGUAGCUAUUUUUGUUUAUUUCUUUGUUUUUCUUUUUGAGUGAUCCAAGUAGCUUUUUAUUUAUCUCCAGAUCUUGAAGGUGCUGGCUGAAGUGGGCUAUGUUGUUUGUGCAUAUAAUAGCCUUUCCUUCUAUUUUUCAUAUUGAUAAGGAGCCUGAGCAUUCAAGUUAGUUGGCGUUUGUAAGCUGUAUAUAAGGGUGUUGUUCAAUGACUACGGAAACAUGUUAUGUUUGUAAAUUAGUAAAAUAUUACUGUCUAAUUUCAUAUAUUGGACUGCA
Messenger RNA from Humulus lupulus (European hop), 2004 nucleotides. RefSeq names its product mitogen-activated protein kinase homolog NTF3. Gene Ontology annotation, biological process: protein phosphorylation; intracellular signal transduction. The transcript is spliced from 3 exons. Lineage: Eukaryota; Viridiplantae; Streptophyta; Magnoliopsida; Rosales; Cannabaceae. Gene Ontology annotation, cellular component: cytoplasm; nucleus. The coding region runs from base 557 to 1675 and encodes 372 amino acids. Gene Ontology annotation, molecular function: MAP kinase activity; ATP binding. The record is from RefSeq and is a predicted model, not a curated record.